UAUAAAAGUAUCAAAAUGCCGCGUAUUAUGAUCAAAGGAGGUGUAUGGAGAAACACCGAGGAUGAAAUCUUGAAAGCAGCCGUCAUGAAAUACGGCAAAAAUCAAUGGUCCCGAAUUGCUUCGUUAUUACAUCGAAAGUCAGCCAAGCAAUGCAAAGCAAGAUGGUUCGAAUGGCUAGAUCCAAGCAUCAAGAAGACGGAAUGGACUAAAGAAGAGGAGGAGAAAUUAUUACACUUAGCUAAACUAAUGCCGACCCAGUGGAGAACGAUUGCACCCAUUGUUGGUAGAUCAGCUGCCCAAUGUUUAGAGCAUUAUGAAAUGUUACUGGAUAAAGCACAAAUGAAGGAAGACACAGAGGACAAUGAUCCAAGAAAGCUAAGACCUGGUGAAAUUGACCCCAAUCCGGAGAAUAAACCAGCUCGACCCGAUCCUAUUGAUAUGGAUGAAGAUGAAAUUGAAAUGUUAGCUGAAGCUCGUGCGCGUCUUGCCAAUACACAAGGCAAAAAGGCCAAGAGAAAAGCCAGAGAAAAACAAUUGGAAGAAGCUAGGCGUUUAGCAGCACUACAAAAGCGGCGCGAAUUAAGAGCAGCCGGAAUUGAUGUCCGUGAAAAACGUCGAAAGAAACGUCAAGUGGACUAUAAUGCUGAGAUUCCUUUCGAGAAGAAGCCUGCUGCAGGAUUUUACGACACGUCUAGUGAAUCCUACAAAGCGUUUCAACCAGACUUUUCCAAGCUACGACGGCAAAAACUUGACGGACCGACGAGAGAUGAAGUCGAAGAAAGGGAAAGAAAACGUGAUAAGGAUCGUCAGAAGAAACGUAAAGAAAAAGACAUGCCAGGAGCUAUCAUGCAGAUGAAUCGAGAUACUGAUCCCAUGAUAAAGAGAAGUAAAUUAGUACUUCCCGCUCCGCAGGUGUCGGAUGCUGAAUUAGAAGAGAUUGUUAAAAUGGGUUAUACAAGUGAAAAUGUAAAAGCAUCGGCAGAAGAAGGAGGCAAUAUUGCUUCGCAGAAGUUGUUGGCUGAUUAUUCUGUUACUCCAGGAGCUGGUGGUGCUUUGCGCACUCCGCGGACACCUGCCAACAAAGACGCAAUACUACAGGAAGCUCAAAAUUUAAUUGCUCUCAGUAAUGUGGAUACACCGUUAAAAGGUGGUUUAAAUACACCUUUACGCGAGAGUGGUUUCGAAGGGGCUACUCCUAAGCGUAACGUUCCUGCAACACCAAAUACACUGCUCGCUACGCCAUCUCGUACCGCAUCUGGUACUACACCUCGUGCUGGUGAGUCCGGCAUCACACCUGGUAGAACUCCAGUAAGAGAUAAGUUAAAUAUUAACCCGGAAGAUAAUUUAGAUCUAGCUGAUGAUGGAUCCGAAAGCUCUAAAAUUCAUCAGGGAGAAAUUAGAGCACAACUUCUGCAAAGUUUAUCAAAACUCCCAGCUCCUAGGAAUGACUUUGAAAUCGUUGCUCCAGAGGAUACAAUAGAAGAAGAAAAAGUUGAACAUGAAACGAUGAUAACUGAUGCGGCUGAAAUUGAUGAACGAAUACAACGUGAACAAGCGGCUGAAGAAGCGAAAUUACUUCGCCGACGAUCGCAAGCUGUACAAAGAGGUUUACCUAGGCCAUCUGAAGUUAAUGCCAGUGUUGUACGUCAAUCUCAAGACAUAACGAAUGAAUUGAUAAUGGCUGAAGAGCAAAUUAAAAAGGAAAUGUUAAGCAUGUUGUAUCAUGAUGCUGUCAAUCAUACAGCUACUAACCAAAUUAGCGGAAUACGUAGUCAUAACGCUGCAAAAGAAAAGUACCAUUAUGAGGAUAUAGCAGAAGAAGAAAUAACAACUGCAAGACAGAUCAUUGCCGAUGAAGUAGAAAAUAUAAAAAGUAGCGCAGGUUAUAGUAAUCUUUCAUUCGAUGCUUACUGUACGGUAUGGGAUGAAUGUUACAAAGAGGUACUGUAUAUACCUUCACAAGCUCGUGUAACAAGAGUAUCAAUGUCAAAUAGAAAAGAUCGGUUAGACUUUUGCGAAAAACGCCUGGAGAGUAAUCGUCAGCAAAUGACCAAAGAGGCGAAGAAAGCGAAUAAGUUAGAAAAGAAGUUGAAAGUGCUUCUUGGUGGCUACCAGGCACGUGCAGUAGCUGCACAGAAACAGCUUGCUGAGCUAAAUGAACAAUUAGAACAAACUAAUUUAGAAUGUAAAACCUUCGAACAAUUGAGAUUGCAAGAGUUGAAUGCUAUAGAAAGACGAAAAGAGGCAAUGAAAGAAAGCUUAUCACGCCAGGUAGAAAGAGAAAAAGAAUUGCAGAACAAAUAUUCCUCUUUGCUAUCACAAUUAAAUUAA
This is a messenger RNA of Trichoplax adhaerens, 2331 nucleotides long. RefSeq lists its product as uncharacterized. The record is from RefSeq and is a predicted model, not a curated record. Bases 16 to 2331 code for a protein of 771 amino acids. The transcript has 23 exons. Gene Ontology annotation, molecular function: RNA polymerase II transcription regulatory region sequence-specific DNA binding; DNA-binding transcription factor activity, RNA polymerase II-specific. NCBI's taxonomy places the organism in Eukaryota, Metazoa, Placozoa, Uniplacotomia, Trichoplacea, Trichoplacidae. Gene Ontology annotation, cellular component: Prp19 complex; spliceosomal complex. Gene Ontology annotation, biological process: regulation of transcription by RNA polymerase II; mRNA splicing, via spliceosome.